Messenger RNA from Dromaius novaehollandiae (emu), 6980 nucleotides. It is a transcript of the gene RHBDL3, whose product is annotated as rhomboid like 3. NCBI's taxonomy places the organism in Eukaryota, Metazoa, Chordata, Aves, Casuariiformes, Dromaiidae. Gene Ontology annotation, molecular function: serine-type endopeptidase activity; calcium ion binding. Gene Ontology annotation, cellular component: membrane. Bases 40 to 1239 code for a protein of 399 amino acids. The transcript has 8 exons. The record is from RefSeq and is a predicted model, not a curated record.
GGAGAGGGGGGGGCGGGCGCUGGGGGGACGUUUCCAAGCAUGGGAGACAGGCUGCCGGAGCCUCAUGCCAGCUCUUCCCCUGCUGUGGCUGCCAGCGCAGAGGCGGAAGAAAUCGAGGUGCUGGACUCCGAGGAUGUCCUACCUAUGGCCGCAGAGGAUUUUGAUCCUGACAACACCGGCUACAUCAGCACUGAGAAGUUUCGCUCUCUCCUUCAGAGACACGGCUCGGAGCUGGACCCCCACAAGCUGGAGGUCCUCCUGGCCCUGGCAGACAGCAACUCCGAGGGGAGGAUCUGCUACCAGGACUUUGUGAAUCUGAUGAGCAACAAAAGGUCGAAUAGCUUUCGCCAGGCCAUCCUUCAGGGGAACAGGAGGCUGUGCAGCAAGGCUCUGCUGGAGGAAACAGGGCUGAGCCUAUCCCAGAGGCUGAUCCGGCACGUUGCAUAUGAGACCUUGCCACGAGAGAUAGACCGGAAGUGGUACUACGACAGCUAUACCUGCUGUCCUCCACCCUGGUUCAUGAUUACCAUCACUAUCGUAGAGGUUGCCUUUUUUCUUUACAACGGAGUGGCAUUAGACAGAUUUGUGCUGCAAGUCACCCAUCCCUUAUACCUGAAGAACUCAUUAGUUUACCAUCCUCAGCUCCGCGCUCAGGCUUGGAGGUACCUAACCUACAUAUUCAUGCAUGCAGGGAUAGAACACCUUGGACUCAAUGUUGUCCUUCAGCUUUUGGUUGGGGUUCCCCUGGAAAUGGUGCAUGGAGCAGCAAGGAUCAGCUUUGUCUACAUUGCUGGAGUUGUGGCAGGGUCCCUUGCGGUGUCGGUAGCUGAUAUGACUGCACCUGUGGUGGGUUCCUCUGGAGGUGUGUAUGCACUCGUCUCUGCUCACUUGGCCAAUAUAGUCAUGAACUGGUCAGGAAUGAAGUGCCAAUUCAAACUGCUGCGCAUGGCUGUUGCCUUGAUCUGUAUGAGCUUUGAAUUUGGAAGAGCUGUGUGGCUGCGAUUCCACCCCUCUGCCUACCCACCAUGCCCGCACCCCAGCUUCAUGGCUCACCUGGGAGGGGUGGUGGUUGGAAUCACUCUUGGUGUCAUCAUCCUGAGGAACUAUGAGCAGAGACUCCAAGAUCAGUCCUUAUGGUGGAUCUUCCUUUCUAUUUAUCUCAUUUUUGUCUUGUUUGCCAUCUUCUGGAAUAUCUUUGCCUACAGCCUGUUGGAUCUGAAGCUACCUCCCCCUCCCUGAAAGCACAGGACAAAAAACUCUGGAGAGUGGAACUCAUCUGCCAGCUAUGUUAAAUGAAUCAACAUGGAGGAUCUAUUUUUAUAUGAAACUUAGGGGAGGAUGAUUCUUUUGAACACAAGCAUGUGCUGAAGGAGACACUUAAAGGUCUCACAAGCAAAUGGGCUGAUCAGUUUGAGCAUGAAUCUAGCAGGUACUGUAAUACUGGCUGGCUUGGACCCUGCAGUUUUUCUGAUGCGGGGGCUCCUGUGGGACAGCUUGUACCUGGGCAUUUAUUGCUUGGUUUGUUAGCACACAUCCAUGUUUUGUAUGGGCUAUUUGCGUUUUCCAGGUCGGUGCUGUACUUGUGGCCAGUGUUUGAACAAAACUCCUCAAUGUUACUGAACACUAGAAUGGAAAAAGAGCAGACAUUUACUAACUAGAUACUCACGUGAUAUUCACAAGGCAGCUUGGGUUUGGUUUCAACAGAUACAUCUGACUGUUCAGCCAUACCAGUGCCACUGUCUAAUUACUUGAAUGGUUCCUUAAAUACUUUAGCCUAUGGUGAAAACCGUCUUUCAAAGGGAUCAGCAGAACUUGAUCACCCAAAGUGGUGGAGACUGAUCCUCAGCUAUAGAUCAAACAAUAUUGCACUAGAAAUCUUGGGGACUCUUUAGAGUGGUGUGGACACCCAGCCAGAGGUGACUUCUACUCGGCAUGUUUCACUUCAUUUUUCCCAGCCUGCUGUGGGUAGACGGUGUGGCUGGUGUUUCAUUUUUAUGGGAAAAGGGGAGCAAAGGUUUAUUUGUGUUUUUAUCAGUUGACAAUCGGGUGCUGUUUUCUUCUCCCUGUUUGUUUUUGGCCAUGUUGCUCUAAUGUCUGGCCUGUAGUGAGCUCCAAGCAAGGAUCUCAACUCCUCCAGCAGGCUCUUGCUAGAAAAGCGGGACCAGGAUCACCCCCAGCAGUGCAGGGUGUGAGCUAUCUAGACUUUCCAGCCAUCCAGUCCACGCAGGGCCAAAUUUGUCUGCUGAAGUCGGUGGAGUUCAAGCUGGGUGGUAUGUAGCACUGAUUUCCUACCAAAGUGGAAAGGGUGUUACUGUGAUCACUAUGAAACUGAUAAAACUGGUUUUACAGUGACUGCUAAAAUGGCAAAGAGGGUCAGCCUUUCCGAGGCAAUGGAACUUUAGGGGCUCCAAGCAACAGUUGCAACGAUGCCUUUUUGCUUAACAGAGGUUGAGCACAGGAUUUAGGAAUCUCUAAGCGGUCUGUAACAGUCCACACAACAGCGUGCUGCCUGCAUGGACUGGGGGACCAGACUGGAACGCUGGGAGCGGGAGCAGUGCUUUAGGUACAUGUCUCUGUCGGGUGUUUAUGUUGUUUUGCUUCUCACUCUAGAGUUGCCAAAAUAGAGUCCAGGAAUGUGGAUGCCCUGCCUCUUCCCACCCAGUUCAGUGGGCUGGAUAAAGCAGCCAUAGGAGUCUCUCUAGACCAGCUCCUUUUUCCCUUUUCUAUUUGCAUGUCGGUGCCCUUGGCAAUGCAGAGAAAGAUGACAUGUUUCGGUGGGACCCUCCACACAGAGGAACAAGGCCACUCGACACAAGCAGCGCACAAGCCUUGCUCUCUUUCUGUGGAGAGAUGCCUUUUCCCAUCCCAGGGACAGGGGAGGUGGUUGACUCUCAGGUUGCAUCAGACCCUUGACCAGAAAACACUUACUGCUUUUUUGUAUAAAUUUGUUUUUUAAAUUUCCUGCAGUUCUUUUUUUUUUGGUCAAUAAGUAAAGUGAGAAACAAAAAAUUGCGUAAAAGGAAUAUUUGGGAUGGUGGAGAGAAGGCUGCUUUCCAUAAGACCAGAUCCCUUCUAAGGGGGCUGCCCUUUCACCAAAUGAAGGCUGUAGGGUGGGAGUAACACAGGGCAGGUCCUGAGUCUCUGCCAGAGAGACACUGCUCAGGCAACAGACACUACCUUUCCACAGCACAUCUCAUGGGCAGUAGCAGUCAGGUUUGCUCUGCAGCAAAGUGUCUCUGUGUCAUGGGCUUUAUUCUCUCAACUGUGUAAUUGGUGCUGCCAGCUGAUACCACAAACUAGUGGUUGUCUGUCCCUCUAGAGGGGACACUCACUAGUGGUCAUCAGCUGUCCCUUUCUUUCCCUUUUUGGAUAAAGCUCUCUGCUAGGGUGAAGUUCUGGCCCCAUGGGACUUGCUAGUAAAACUCCUGUUGCCUUUGGGAAAGGGGAGGGGGAGAAGGAAAGGGUUUCUACAGUCUGGAAUAAGCCUUACCUGCGAAAAAAACAUUUUUUGCCUUCUUUGAGCACAGGAAUGGGAGCUCUGCGGGUAACUGCACCUUCGAUGUUUCCCCUUGCUGGCAGAUUGUUCGUGGGUCCUUGGAUCAAGGGACAAGAGGAAGGGAUAAGGUUCAGAGUUUUAGUUGUUUUAGAGGAGGGGAAUAAUUCCUUGUGCCAUUUUACCUCUGCAGUUUGGGUCUGGGUUGAAGAAGUCACAAGAGUUUACAUGCAUUUUUUCAGGUCAGGAGCCAGCCAGUGAGUUUCGCAGUGGUGGAGACAACCUCCUUGGGGAGCAACAGGCAAGCAGGAGAGCAGGCAGUCAGGAGAAUACUGACAAAAACAUGGUUCACGCUGAAGGAGGACAUCCCUUUCCUUACCUAUUGCUAAGCCUUUCUGAUUACAGAUGCCUUUAAACUAGAGGUGAGCAGGAAAUUGAGUUUCCAGGAAGUUUUUAGGAAAACAUUGAAAUUUGUGGUAGAAAACGUCAAUCACAACAAAAGCCAGGUUAUUUUGCCUAUAAUUUAUCAAAGUGCAAUAUGUACAGAUUGGCUUUUCUUUUUGGUUUCUCAGCCAAAAGCUAUUUAAUGCCCAUCAGUUUCUCCCCGGGAAAGCUUUCUGUGCCUGCCAGUGAUGUCCUCUGUUGUGAAUCAGUGAGUUAGAGGCUGAAGGGCCACUGUCCCUCUUCAUCAGCCUCUCCCUGACCCUGGCCAGGAUAUCUAUGCCUCUGCUCAGGGGCAGGAGGUAGCUGAACAGAGUAUUUCAGGAGCCCUUCUCUGGUCCUUCACCCAUAGUUGAACAUAGUUCACAUGAACUGAUUCAAAAGAGUUCUCACUUCGAGCUUGACUUGCUCUCCCAAAUUAUUGUUCAUCUUUCUAACCUCCAUUCUGUGGCCCUCUUCCCUGCCUGUGGAGCAAGUCUAUAAGCAACUCUGGGAAUCAGAAAGGCCAGACUUUAGAUCGGUACUAGGUUUAUUGUAUGUGAAGAAAUGAAACCCUGUCACAUUCCUGUUCAUCAGAGCUGAAAACUCACCCCAUACAUAGAGCAGGUCGUACAUUGAGCCUGGUGUCUGCUGAGAACCCAUCAACUCAUGGAGUAAAGAGCAAUGCACAAUGCUUAGGCCUUUGUAAUUAUACUUAAAUCACUGAAAUUAUACUGUGAAAAUCUGUCAUGUUGUUACGGUGUUAUCAGGAAAUCCAGCUACGUUGUUCUCUAAUUCACCCAGCAGUGCCAUAGUGCUGCAGCACCAGAGAGCUGAUAGCAAGCAGGCUUUUCUUUUACCUCCAGAUGUCCUUGAUGCUGCUGGCUUAUUUCACAGCCUUAAUAUUCUCCAUCCUGCUCAUUUGUUGUUGCAGCUUGUCACAAUCAGCAGUGUUUCCCUGAAGGAGUUGUCUACAUGGGGGACUGGUUGUGGUGGUUGUUUUGGUUUUAUUUCAGCUGCUGCCAGGAUUUUACAUCACAAUCUGAUAAAAUGCGAAUCUAUUGAACCUUAUAGAUGUGCAGUGCCAGAACAAAAGGCAGGAACUGUUACCAGUGCACAGAUUUGAGACUAGUACAUGUUUAAGGAACUUAUUUCAUGCUUGUGUCCUUGAGUGAGGACAGUGUCCAGGGGGAUAGAAGCUGCUUCUGUGCUGGACUUCCCAUUUGGUAAGCAUACUGCAGCACCGGUCCAUUGAGGAAACCCGGCACAGAUGUAGGGAGCAAUAACGCGGGCUGGGCGAAUCUGGGUGCUGGUGGUACAGCUCCUUCAGGGACACCUGCCGGCAGCACAGAAACGCCGCAGAUCGGGUCGGACUGGGGAGCUUUUCCUGAUCACUUAUCCCAGACAAGGAGAGAAGUGAGAAGUGCCUCAGACAGCCGGGGGGGAAGAAUAAGGAGAACCAGCUCGAGCAAGGGCUGCAGGACUUGCAAAUUGCACCUUGUAUUCUUAGAUGCUUGGAUACAGGGAGAUAUUAAUUUUGCACACAUCAGUAAUAAUAAAGAAAGGGGGAGGGUUGGAAUGGAGUGAUGGGAGAGGAGGUUACCGGAAACAAUCUCCAAGUAUGUUUUAAAGGUGUAGUAAAAGCGCUGAUGAAUUCACUUUUGCUAAAUCUUUUGCUAAAUGUUUAAGCCAACAUUUUAGGUCAUUUUUCCCUUCAGUCAAUAAUACUUAGCACUUACAUGAUAUAUCACGAAUCUUCACUACUUGCUCCUGUAGGAGUAGGUAAGUUUUUAUAAAUGGAGAAGGGCGAGGCCAGAGAAAUUAUGGCUGUCUGAGGUGACAAAGCCAAUUUUUGCCAGACUGGAAAUAAACCUCAGGGAUUCUGUGUCCCAAGACCUUGCUCCUUCUGAUGGAUUAUGCUGCCUCUGUGCUUUAAAUCAGCUUAGGUAAGUCUCAGUUUGGACAGGUGUGAGAGGUGGAAUCUGACACAGUUAGAGCUGGUACCACACUAAGAGCUAUCUGCUGACCUUACAAGACAGCUGCUGUUUUGUGCCAGUGUUUAGUCUCACAGGAUCGUGGGUAGGAUUUUCACACAUACUUCAGUGAGUCAAGAGCUCGAAGUCUAUUCAUUUACACAGAUUCAAGCUUGGCUCAAUUGCUUUGGAAACCCCAUACACUGACUUUAUCUGAAGUGAAACUGGAAAAUCUGAAUGCAGUUCAGCACCAGUAACCUCUGGAGGCAAACUGGGAUCCAGAGGACAAAGGCCAGCACCUCCGAGGUUUUGCCUCUCUUUGAGUAUCACUGUCAUUUGUCCUUUAUGGUAGUGGCUGCUUUACAGUGCUGUGAUAAGGCUCAGAAAUUGCUCCUGUGGUCACUGAUGCUGAGAGCCGGUUGUAAUGGAAAGCAAUGCAUUUUGCACCUCUAUAAAGAAAGAAGCACACGUAAGACAGAAAUCAAACUGGUUUAAAGGUAAAUGUAUUUUUAAUGUUACCAUUAAUCAUUGGCUUUUAAUUGGGAAGAGCUUUCUAAUGAGGUUUUUCUGAAAUGCCAGAAGUGGUACAGAAAAUUUAUGUUGCAGAGUAGUUUACAACACAGAACAGAACAAAUUCUCGGGGCCUGAUUUAAGUAGCAAAAAUACCUUAAUUUCCAGUGAGCUUAACGGCUAUGUUAGUCAUUGACUGUCUCCGGACUCCCCCACAGUCUAUUAGGUUUGCAAACAAAGCUAGAUUUAUGGAGCUUUUCUUUUGCUUCCACAACUAAAGUUAAAUGCAUCCAAGUGUUAACAAAGCACCGACCAAUGUAAUUUUCUGCCUUAAAAUACUGAACAAAUGAUACUUUCCCGUUAAGGGCUAGUAAAACAAAAUUAUAUUUGCAAGGUAACACGCUAUUGUAUGUUUCCAAAUAUUUUUGUAUCGUGUACAUUCUGUAUAUUUUUGUUGUAACAAUAUUAUUUGAGCGCAGAUUCCAUUAAAAAAUUUUUUUGUUGGUGGGUUUUUUGGUUGUUCUCUGUUUCAUUUUUUUAAUAAAACUGAGCUGUUUUAUGUCACAUGCCAAAAAACAACCAAG